UCCUGCCCAAACUUGACGUCACGAAACGGAAGAGUUUUCACUUAUUUAUUUCCAUGCUAAUAUGGCAGCGCCGUCGGGCGGAGGCGAUACGGGCACUGGCAAUGACCAGAUAAUUGCCUUGGGAUCUGCACUUCUCAAUAACUUUGUCUAUGAACGAGUUCGUCGUCAUGGGGACAGCGAAGCUGAAGUAACCCGAAGUCAGCUGGGUCCUGUUGAGCUGUGCGACCCCAACCAUAAACGUAUUGGGCAGUUUUUACAGCAGAUUGGAGACGAGCUGGAUGGAAAUGUGCAGCUGCAAAGUAUGGUAAAUGAUCCUGCUCUUCAACCAACUCAAGAAGUCUUCAUGAAAGUGGCCCGAGAGAUCUUCUCUGAUGGGAAGUUCAACUGGGGCAGAGUGGUGGCGCUUUUCUACUUUGCGUGUCGGCUUGUCAUCAAGGCCAUUGCAACCAGGAUUCCUGACAUCAUCAGAACCAUCAUAAGCUGGACUAUGUCCUACAUUCAGGAACACGUAAUUAACUGGAUCAGGGAACAGGGUGGAUGGGAGGGAAUCCGCUCCUAUUUCGGGACCCCGACAUGGCAGACUAUCGGCGUAUUCCUGGCCGGGGUACUCACCACAGUAGUGGUGAUCCGCAAAAUGUGAAGAGACUGACAGAAGGGUGGAGUGCAAGAGAAGAGAGAGUUGAGAGCCCACGAACAGAGGCUGAAACAGACCAGCAAAGAAGAACAGAAAGAUGAGGAGGAAGAAAAAGGGAUUUGGAGUAGAGAACUAAUUCUAAACUAAUUGAAAGAGAGAGAGAGGAGGAGAAAAGAGAGAGAGAGAGAGAGAGGAAAGAAUGAUGUAACUGCCUCAAACCACUUUUGUCACUGCAAAGCCUGGGCUCUUUCUUAUCUACAACUUUAAACCUUGAUAACAUUUGCACUGAAAAUCAGAGAUUAAUGCAUCAGAGUCCAGGUGCAGGCUAGAUUUUAGCUAUUUAUUUUUAGUUUGGGCUUAUGACUGUCUAGGUUAUAUCAAAGAAUGGAUUAGUAUUUGAUUUAAUUUAUAGACCUUAUCUCAAUGCAGAAUUUUCUAAGUUAGGAGUCUCAUAUUCUUAUAUUAUUAUUUUUUGUCCUAAAUUGUGUGUAAAGACAGUCAAAAUGACAAUUGAUAAACAGUUGGCUUAUAAUAGCUUAUAAAAGGAAUUAAUAUAAAUAUUAUUAUAGCGUUUUUUUUUUGAGUGCACUCUCAUCUGAAAGAGAAGGAAUAGGCUCAGAAUUUCUCCUCUUUCUAAUUCCUCCUCGCCUUUCUUUGUUAAAUGUCUCCUAUAGUUCAUCAGAAUAGGGGCUAUGAAAUGUCUGUGAAGUUGAUUGUACUUGAAAGCACAGGUUGAGCCUCUUAAGAGUUCAUGAAAUGUUUGUGCAGCCAACCAAUAAGCACUCUGACUGGACUAAACGUGGGCUUGUCUUAGUCAGCUAGGCCCUCCUAUGACAGGGAUGGACAAUACUAAAACUUCUCAGAACCAUGAUGAUCGUAUUUUUUUUUUUUUUUACGGAAUCAAACAUUUUCCUUUUAGAAUAGUAGAGGACCUGUCAGACAAUCUAAAGACUUCAGAUGGACGUGCAGAUUCGAUACACAUAUGAGGACUUUGAAGUGAAGCAGUUAGUUUGGCUUCAUUUGGUGCAAACAUUCGGUCCUGCAGGACUUCUAGGUCCAUUAGUUGAGCUUCUUCCCUCAGCAAAGUUUUCUCAGUACUGUAUUUUUACGAUGGUUAGCCAGAGCCACUAUCCUACAUUUACAUGCAGUUGUUUUUUCAUAU
Molecule: messenger RNA, 1796 nt
Organism: Carassius auratus (goldfish)
Lineage: Eukaryota; Metazoa; Chordata; Actinopteri; Cypriniformes; Cyprinidae
Product: apoptosis regulator BAX-like
Exons: 6
Coding region: 62-640 (192 amino acids)
Biological process (GO): intrinsic apoptotic signaling pathway in response to DNA damage; mitochondrial fusion; regulation of apoptotic process
Cellular component (GO): mitochondrial outer membrane
Molecular function (GO): channel activity; BH domain binding
Source: RefSeq, a predicted model, not a curated record